This is a messenger RNA of Linnemannia hyalina, 501 nucleotides long. NCBI's taxonomy places the organism in Eukaryota, Fungi, Mortierellomycota, Mortierellomycetes, Mortierellales, Mortierellaceae. The record is from the annotation of a GenBank genome assembly.
AUGACCUUUGUUGAAGAAAUCCACGCCGCCAACGCCGCCUAUGUUAACCACCGUCCCAAGGGUCAGUUACCCCUCCCACCAGCUCGCAAGGUCGCUAUCGUUACCUGCAUGGACGCAAGAAUCCUCCCCGAAAGCGCAUUCGGCCUUCAAGAAGGCGACGCCCACGUCAUCCGCAACGCCGGCGGCCGAACCCCCGAAGCUCUCCGGUCCCUUGUCAUCUCCCAACAGCUCCUGGGCACCGAGACCAUCAUUGUGGCACAACACACCGAUUGUGGGAUGUUGACGUUCGAAAACAAAGAUAUCCAUGCAGUGAUCCACAAGAACUUGCAUGGCGCCGAUGCGACUCAUAUUGAUUUCUUGCCGUUUGCCAACUUGGAGCAGAAUGUGAGGGAUGAUGUGGCGUUUCUGAGGAACCAUGAGUUGAUCCCAAAGGCGGUGGAUAUUCAUGGGUAUAUUUAUGAUGUUGAGACGGGGCGGCUUGUGCCUGUCAACUCGGAGUAA